Messenger RNA from Paramecium primaurelia, 1155 nucleotides. NCBI's taxonomy places the organism in Eukaryota, Ciliophora, Oligohymenophorea, Peniculida, Parameciidae. The record is from the annotation of a GenBank genome assembly.
AUGAAUAUUGUAGAGAAUGUUGAGGAAGAGUACAAUGAAUAGAAUUAAGGUACUUCUCAUUAACCAGAGAGAUUAAAUGAUAAUAUUAGUAGAAAUGUUUUCUUUGAUUCAAAUAAUCUUCCAUAAGUAAUGAUUAAGAUUAUAAAUUUAACAGGUUGAGUGCUACUAUCACAAAGGAUAUUAUAUAUCUAAUAUGUGUAGGGCUCCUUAAUGUAUUAUACCUUUGUGUCCAUUAUGUAUUCAUCUACAUUCUAAAGAGCAUGUAAAUGAAGGCACUUAUCCAGUUUUUGAAUCUUUAGAAGUGUUAUUAAAUUAAGCAAGUGAUCAUGUUAAUAAUGAAUGUAAGAAUGAGAUGAUAUAUAUUAAUUUAUAGUAAAGAAAUUCACUAACUCGUAUUAUGAUAUCAAGAAGCAUGUGAAUACAUUUGAGGUUCAUGCUGAGAAAACUAUAAAGAAAAUUCGAGAAAUAAAAAAACGUAUAAUCGAUGUAGUUGAAUAAUUCUUCAGUGGUCUUGAGAAUGAGGUUGAACAUAAAUAGAAAAAGAAUGUAAAUAAUCAAGAACGAGAUGCUAGAAAUUUAUUAUAAAUGAUAGAAGAGAGAUGGAGUUCAAUGAAAUAGAUGUUGGUAACAUUUUAAUCAAGUGAUUGUCUUACUGCUUUGAUUCCAUAUUUUACAACAACAUUUCAAGAAGACAAUUAAGUAUAUUAUAAGAAAAUAGGAGAAUAUAUAAAUGCAUUCCCAACUGUGAGUAGUGAAGUAUAAAUAGAUCAACAUAGAGCGUAUAUUAUUUAAUAACAAUAUUAUAGAUCAGAAUUAAGUUUAUUUCUACAAUCUAUCAUCAAAGUAUAACAUACUUCUAUUCCUGAUUUUAUUGGUAUACAUCAAUUACCAACAACAAAUGUUACAGAAAGCACAAAAAUAAGAUCACUUUAAGGGAGUAGAAUAAAAGAACCUUUGAGAGUUACAAUUCCUGAAAAGAAAACAUAAUUUGAAAAUAACUAAUAAUAAUGUCCAAAGGCACCUCCAGGUAAAGUUCAUAGAAGUCCUUAACCUUUUCAUUAAUCUCUUCCAUUACAUCCAGGACAUCCACCAUUACCAAUUCAUCCUUAAUAUUUCCCUUAAACACAUUUUGUACCACCUUAUCAUAGGUUUUGA